AUCCUAUCUCAUCCAUGCUAUUCUGCACGUAACAACAUGCAACCGCAGCUCAUUGACCGGACAUGCAUUUUUUUUUUUAAUCUUUUAUGCGAAGCCGUACCCGCAACCUUCAGGAGGGAUAGAGAACAUGAUACUUACCCUUCUCUCGAAACUCAGAUCUGCAACUACAACAGCGAGCACACGAAGCAGCCAUGGCUAACCAAGUUUAAUCUUCUCAUUUCCCCUAAAUCAAUCCCUACUUAUUCUUAUUGUUCCUUAAACCUAUGGAGAUGGAGCCCAAAGGCAUGAAUCCUGAGCCUUCCAAGCUCCACCAACCCGGACCUCAACCGGAACCCGCUCACGACGAUGCCUCCACCAAGGAUGAUCGUCCUCUUCUCAAAUCCGAUUCAAACCGGAUAUCUUCGUCGGAGAGUAUUGAAGAGUUGGAGAAGAAAUUUGCUGCGUACGUGCGCUAUGAUGUCUAUGGGACCAUGGGGCGCGGCGAGCUGCCGUUGGCGGAGAAGGUCCUGCUAGGCAUCGCGUUGGUGACGCUGUUACCCAUAAGAGUAGUGCUCGCGAUGAAUAUACUGUUGCUUUAUUACGCGAUUUGUAGGAUCUGUACGCUCUUCUCGGCUCCAAACCGGGACGAGGAGGAGGAGCAGGAGGAUUUCGCGCAUAUGGGAGGUUGGAGAAGGACUGUUAUUGUGAGGUGCGGGAGGUUUCUCUCUAGAGCUAUGCUUUUCGUGUUUGGAUUUUAUUGGAUUAAGGAAACCUAUAGGAUUGUAGAGCAGCCUCAAGACAAGCCUUUCACCCAGAAUGAGGGCAAAGAUCAAUCCGGAGAACCAGAAAGACCUGGGGCAAUAAUUUCUAAUCAUGUUUCAUAUUUAGAUAUUUUGUAUCACAUGUCUUCUUCUUUUCCAAGCUUUGUUGCCAAGGUUUGUUCGCAUCCAGAAUUUACGUUAUAUUGGUGUUCAAGUGUGGCUAAACUUCCUCUUGUUGGUCUCAUCAGCAAGUGCCUUGGUUGUGUCUAUGUUCAAAGAGAGUCAAAGUCAUCUGACUUCAAGGGCGUUGCAGGUGUCGUGACUGAAAGAGUUAAAGAAGCUCAUCAGAAUAGGUCUGCUCCUAUGAUGAUGCUGUUUCCAGAAGGCACCACUACAAACGGAGACUUCCUUCUUCCAUUCAAGACAGGUGCAUUCUUAGCUGGUGCUCCUGUGCUUCCAGUGAUUCUGAGAUAUCCUUAUCAGAGAUUCAGUCCUGCUUGGGAUUCAAUUUCUGGGGUGCGACAUGUGAUUCUCCUCCUCUGUCAAUUCAUAAAUUACAUAGAAGUGAAAAGAUUACCUGUGUACUACCCAUCACAGGAAGAGAAGGAUGAUCCGAAGCUAUAUGCCAAUAAUGUUCGACGGUUAAUGGCUCGUGAGGGUGAUUUAGUUAUGUCAGAUAUUGGACUAGCUGAGAAGCGAGUAUAUCAUGCUGCUCUCAAUGGUAAUAAUAGCCUGCCUAGUGUUUUGCAUCAGAAAGACGAUUGAUAAUUUCUCUCUCCAUUUGGCUAACAAAUGAUGCUGAUAUGUCAUUACUGUCUUGUAAAUUCUCAUAACGAGAGUUGUGGCCAUUGAAUAGAAUACAUUUUUAAAUGUGAUGGUGUAUGUUUGUUGAAGCAUCUAAUUUAAGAGCUUCCUGGGGUUUUAAUUUGUUGUUGUAUAUGCAUUCUGAACGAGUUUUCUAAAUUAACCUUGAAAACCCUUUAGAGUUUAGAUAGAAAAGAUUGCAUCUGUAAAACUGAAGCAUCUGUUUCCUAUUCCUGCAGGUUUGUUUUGAGAAUGCUAAAUUCGGAUACGCCGUCUGUAUAAUUCAUUGUAUGAUUCUAUUAGUAACAGAAACUAUAAAAUUUAUAGAGAAUCAUGUGCAGAAUCAGUGUUCCUUUUGCCAUUACUUGAAAAUGUAUUCGCCUGGAUGUGUAAUAUUAUUGGUCCUUGUUAAGCUC
Messenger RNA from Manihot esculenta (cassava), 1960 nucleotides. Its product is annotated as lysophospholipid acyltransferase LPEAT1. The transcript is spliced from 8 exons. The record is from RefSeq and is a predicted model, not a curated record. Lineage: Eukaryota; Viridiplantae; Streptophyta; Magnoliopsida; Malpighiales; Euphorbiaceae. Gene Ontology annotation, biological process: phospholipid metabolic process. Gene Ontology annotation, molecular function: lysophosphatidylethanolamine acyltransferase activity. Gene Ontology annotation, cellular component: endoplasmic reticulum. The coding region runs from base 264 to 1505 and encodes 413 amino acids.